Trichophyton benhamiae CBS 112371 is the source of this 1206-nucleotide messenger RNA. RefSeq lists its product as uncharacterized. The coding region runs from base 1 to 1206 and encodes 401 amino acids. The record is from RefSeq and is a predicted model, not a curated record. The transcript is spliced from 2 exons. NCBI's taxonomy places the organism in Eukaryota, Fungi, Ascomycota, Eurotiomycetes, Onygenales, Arthrodermataceae.
AUGCAGCUCCCUCCAGUGUCGGUUAUUGCCUCCUGGCCUAAGCCCAAUUAUGACAAUCCACCAGAGGUUCAUGGCCCUGCCAUCAUAAUCAUGACAGCAAUUUUCAUGCCCCUGAUGCUGGCCAUCAUCGGCAUCCGUAUAUUCACACGCAUCCGGAUAUUGAGAAGUUUUGGAUGGGAUGAUAUAUUCAUCAUUGCCGCUGCUCUUCCCACUCUCGGCUGUGGGAUCAUCACCACCACUGCAGCCAUCACCUUGGGCUGGAAUCGCCAUAUUUACGACGUUCCUAUCUGGCAGCUUAUUCUAGGCCUUCGACUGACGAUGCUAUUGGAAUGUCUUUUUGCUACCGGCUGUACGCUUACCAAACUCUCGCUUCUGUUUUUUACCCGGAAGAUCAUGAAAGGCAGCGGAAGUCCGGCGUUGCAGUGGACUGUGGUUAUCAACAUCUGGAUCGUUGCUGUCGAACUUAUCAUCUUCAUUUUGAACUGCGUCAACGAGAGUGCCCAUUUACUAGCUAGCGGUGCAAUCAACACCGCAACCGACAUCAUUGUUAUUAUCUUGCCGAUUCCCAGCGUCAUGUCUCUCAGCUUGCCCACGCGGCAGCGGAUCAUUCUUAUCCUCCUCUUUGGUGCAGGUUUCGGAGUCUGUAUUGCUGGUGGUGUGCGUGCAUACUACACCUAUCGACUGAAUAUCGCCCACGACAAGACGUGGGAAGCCUACUACCUCUGGAUCUCCGGUACCGUUGAACUCUACGUUGGCGUGGUAUGUAAACACCCUUUCACAUUGUGUAGACAAGACCGCGAAACUAACAACCAGCAACAGAUUGGGGCUUCACUCGCAUCAUUACGGCCGUUCUUUGCGCGCUACUUCCCAUCUAUCUUUGGCAACCAGCGUGAGCGGGCAUCAUACGCUUUCGCAAGCACGAUAGCACGGCGCUACGGCUUCCGCCGUUCAAACCGUGGCAAGCCAAAGCCCAGAAAAGUAAAGGAGGUCAGCGAGGCUACUACCAUUACCAUGAACUGCGACUUUGACUUUGACCUCGGGUACCUCCGCACCCAGAAGAGCGAGAUGGGUCCGGUAACUACAGGAUCCCGAGACGGGGCCGUAGAAGAGUCCAGCGUUGGCAUGCCCCCCGCAGAAACGGCAACAGGAACUGCGGCAACAGGGGCUGCGGCAACAGAGGCUGCGGCAACAGAUGCAGAGCAAUGA